AUGGCAGGUCGCAGGCAGAUGGAGCUCCUGCCUUAUAUCGGGGAAAAAGGAACUCUAAUGGGGGUAAAACACCCCAAAACUGACAAUACCCACAUGCCUUAUCCACGCCCACACAUCGGGUACAAUCUUGGAGCAAAUUAUCACCCCUCCACCCGCGCACUACAGCAGAUGUGACCUCCACUCUUCUGUGGCCUGGCGCCAACCCGGCGGGAGAUGCGGCCGGUCUCUAUGUCGGGGGCGACCUGGGAACUCAGACCAACGAUCAGUCUGUGCCCCACACUUCCCCCCUCUCGGUAGUCGGGGGUUAUCCCGGCCCCCCUCCAGGAGACUAUUCACCUCGGCAAAGCACCUAGAUGGCAACAGAGACAACGCCACACAUGAGGCCUAUUCUACAAUGGUCGACGACAAAGCAACACAGUCCAACCUGUACCACAGCAGCUGGGAAGCAAGAUUCCGGCAAAAGUUUGACAUCAUGUGCCAGCAGUACUGGAAAGGCUGGGAGGAAUGGCGGAAACCACCUGUGAUGCCCGCACCUCAGGUACUACCCCCAGACAGGGCCCCAGGGCAUUGGCACCCACCUCCUGAAAUAAGUACCCGGAGGGCCCAAGCACUAAUCCACAGCCCACAAUCUGGGAAGCAGAAGGUGAAAAGUGAGGAGGUGUACAGGGCCCCAUCGAGCAGACCCGUCCGCAAAUCACCCCAGCCGCAAGCACCAAGCCCACCCAAGCAGGGAGCUGGCAAAGCUUCACACCACAGAUGCCCCACACAGCAGCGGAAACACAGACCUCCCAGGAGACGAACAACCGACAAGAUCCUCAGUCGCCCCUCUAGGAAGAAAGACUCAUACCCAACCCAGAAACUACAAACCCGGGCACAGCGAUGCUACCUUCCAGGGAGGCCAAGAACGAGCGAGACACCGGGCGCAAAACACACCUCGCAUUGCCACAAAGAUGCAACAAGGUGGUCAAGAGAACUCCCAGGGAAGAUAUGGAUCUGCCAAGCCGAGGUGUUGGUUGACAGUGCCACAUACCCUCGAGCAAGGUACCCAAGUCCCCUAAGUGAUAUUCCAGCCUUCCGGAACAAAAAACAAAGCUGUUACACAGAUAUCAUAGUUACUUACACAUAG
Molecule: messenger RNA, 1126 nt
Organism: Pelobates cultripes (western spadefoot toad)
Lineage: Eukaryota; Metazoa; Chordata; Amphibia; Anura; Pelobatidae
Source: the annotation of a GenBank genome assembly